GAGAACUAUGAGAGCGAUGAGCUCAAACGGGCCUACAAGCGCCGAAGUCUGCAGUACCAUCCCGACAAGCGCGGAGGCUCCGCAGUGGCCUUCCAGCGCGUGGCCGACGCCUACAAGGUCUUGUUGGAUCCCGAACAGCGCAGGAUCUUCGACGAAGGCGCCGACUUCCCUCGAACCGUCCAAAGCGACGGUGCAGAAGGCGCUACCCACAAGCAGGAGGUGGAGAAGAAAUACUUCCCAGCAGCUCGAGAGGUUCGAUUUCGAGCCCUUUGGCGAUCCUCACUCUGA
This is a messenger RNA of Symbiodinium necroappetens, 288 nucleotides long. Lineage: Eukaryota; Dinophyceae; Suessiales; Symbiodiniaceae. The record is from the annotation of a GenBank genome assembly.